AUGACAUCAUCGGAAAGUAAUAAAAAAGAUCCGGCAUGGCAACAUGCCCAUUUGGUAGAGGAGAAUAAUUUAAACAAGCUUGAGUGUAAUUUUUGUGGUAAAGUAUCAAAUGGAGGUGUUUAUCGGGUGAAACAACACCUCGCGGGAGGUUAUAGGAAUGUCACUGCUUGCCCGAAGUGUCCAGCUCAUGUAAGAGAAGAGAUUAGAGAGUUCAUGUCAAAAAAGAAGACACAAAAAGAAGAAAUGAACAUGUUGCCUGAUUUUGAUGACAUGGACAUGGGAGAUGAAAAUGAAGAUGAAGAUGUUGUUGAGAUCAAUGUCAAUCAACGUAGUAAGUUGACAAGUAGCGGCCAAGGUUCAUCCAAAUCCAAAACCAACUUAAAAAUGCCAAAGAGAAAAGGGCCUAUGAAUGUUUACUUCACACCCAAUCCUAAAUCAGUAGUGAAAAAUCGAAGAGACCAAGCAAAAGGGAAGCAAACCAAAAUUGGUGCGAAUGACCCUUACAAAAAAGAAAUGAGAGCUCGAGCAGUGCAAAGAUUUGCAAGGUGGAUGUAUGAUGCUGGUAUUCCUUUUAAUGCAGUAAAUUAUGAGAGUUUUGGACCAAUGAUUGAAGCCAUUGGGCAAUAUGGUCCCGAUAUGAAGCCACCAACUUACCAUGAAAUGCGGGUUACCCAACUCAAAAAAGAGGUGAAACAUACUGAAGAUUUGAUGAAGAAUCAUAUAGAAGAUUGUGCAAAAUACGAGUGUUCCAUAAUGGCUAAUGGCCGGACUGACAAGAGAGAAAGGACAUUGAUUAACUUUUUAGUUAAUUGUCCAAGAGGAACCAUGUUUGUUGAGUCAGUUGAUGCUUCUAGCUAUUCAAAGGAUGAGCAGAAGCUAUUUGAAUUACUAGACAAAUUUGUGGAGAAAUUUCAGCUCCUACAGCUGGUUUGGAAACACAGGCCAGGAAAUGGCGAACAAACAGCUCAUACAAUCUCUGUUAUAGAGAAACAAAUUUCAUACGGUUAUCCGAGUGAUUAA
This is a messenger RNA of Camellia sinensis, 1020 nucleotides long. The record is from RefSeq and is a predicted model, not a curated record. Lineage: Eukaryota; Viridiplantae; Streptophyta; Magnoliopsida; Ericales; Theaceae.